This is a messenger RNA of Trypanosoma grayi, 2577 nucleotides long. RefSeq lists its product as hypothetical. NCBI's taxonomy places the organism in Eukaryota, Euglenozoa, Kinetoplastea, Trypanosomatida, Trypanosomatidae. The record is from RefSeq and is a predicted model, not a curated record. The coding region runs from base 1 to 2577 and encodes 858 amino acids. The transcript has a single exon.
AUGCUGCGCCGGGCAGGUGGCCCCUGCACCCGAAGGGGCACCAAAACCAGCUCAUUCAACUGCAGGCGUUGGGUUACACGAUGGGGGGUCAUUCCCUUCGUAGCGCACCGCUGUUUGAUUUUUAAUGGGCUAUACGAGCCUUACUCACAACUUUCUUUUUAUCGAUGGAAUCAUACAACGACGGAGUAUAACCUUUCGAAUGAUGCGGCCACGGAGGAUGAUGAUACUUCUACCCUAGAAGAUUACGAAGAGCUUCUCCUUCAUUCCGAAGCUUCGGAGACAGCAAAAGAGGGUUUUCAGAGUUGUGGUCUGAACGAUGAUGAUACACAUCACAAAUGUCAGCAGAGCGACCUCUCUUCAUCGGCAAUGAGAUUAGUGAAUGAAAUUUUGGACCUACUUCCUGCGGAUGGAUCAGGGCUACGCCUCACCAGUAUUACACCGGCUUUAGAUGCCGAGGCGGUGAGUGAGCUUUACGGAUCUGUCCUUGCUUUUUUACAGUUGUUUCCCCACCGCUUCCGCUGCUGUCAAAUUGAGGAGUCUGAUGGGAGUCUUCGCUGGUUCGUGAGCCGAGCUCAGUCGGAAAGGAAAGCCUCGCUGCUUUUAUCGCAAGAAGAACCAAAGUAUGUUUGUGGUGACGAUAAGUGCGCGGCUAAGCCGACCGUGGGAUUAGUGAGAGUGAAACUACAUAGUGCUCAAGAGGCUCUUGUGGAGACGGCAAGACGUACCAUUCUUGAAGAGUUCCAGGAGUUUCUACCAGAGAAUGAGCCUGCUGCGACAGCUGGUCUCUUGCACACCCUGCCCACAGAGCUUCAAGAGUCAAUUCGGAGAUCAGGGGGAGGGUUGUUGCGACUUCUAAAGAAUCCAACCGCGCAGGAUUUUGUUGACCUUAGCAUGGAUACCACUCUUGUGGGAGUAAAAGGACUUCUUUCUUCGCGUGGUAUGCCGACAUACCAUCAGCAAAUAGUGCGCGCCACCGACCAAGACACAAUACCAAUUACACCUGCGCCAGAUUACGCUGAGGAUGUGUGGGAUGUCGAACUAGACCUCGACGACAACAAUAAUGACACAGUGCUCUCCAACGAGUGUAAUGACACUGGUGAUGCCGUGGAGCCGGACGAAGAUUUCUUCCGUGGUGACAGCAGCGCUACAGCAACUGUGUCCAGCGGUACGUCGCAGCUGCCGCGGACGGUGAUACCCCCAGCCCCUCCCAAGCCACCGGAGAGAUCGGAAAGGCGAAAAACGCCACCACCGCUGUCGCAGAAGAGCAAAGAAUAUCCUUCUUCUCAGGGAAGAAUAUCCCCUGAGGAUCUUCUAAAGGCACAUACAGAAGUUGCUUUACUGCGCGGACGACGAUCACCCAGUGAGAUGCUAGAUCUCUUUGUGGAGUGCGUUCCCUCCUUUUACGUACCAGUUCAUCAGGUGAAAGUGACGGAUGCGCUUGCACGUGUACUUGGACCGCAAAAUACAUUACACAAGGUUAUUAAGAUCUACUCGUACUACUUUGACAGGGACAAAUCGACUGAUACCGUGCGAUUAAAACCGACGCUGAUUCAUCCUCGUCUGGGUAUGGCUAAUGCUUUUUUUGAAGACGGAGGAAACAAAUCGUCCGCGUCUGAUGUAUCACGCCGUAAGCUUCAGGAAACCGAUCUGACGCGUGUGUUUCCCGUUCUUCAGGCACCUCUUCGCAUGAAAGUUGACUCUUUCACGACUAAGAAGAAGGAUCCCACUGGCAGAGGUUCUGUGGACGCUACCCCUGCGUGCGGUGCCCCUUCGUCCGAAACUUUCGCACUCCUUGAGGCGCUCUCACAUGACCAGUACGUGGAUAUAUCGCAGUGGGCGCAUACUGCUGGCGUCUCAGUUUCAUCACUUGAACCCUUUGCCCGAAACGCCAGCCAACACCACUACUUUCUAACAAGGCCGAAUCGCGGUGGGCAAGAGGAGACGCUAUUGUGGCGGCUGCGUCCGUACUGGUUGGCUCCUGGGUGCAUCGGUGAACUUGGUGCAGAUGAUUCUUGUGAAGCAGCUGCGGUCGCGCGGCAUUUGAAGCCCAUAUGGCUAUCAAUUAAUAGACUUCUUGAAAAGUUGUCACCGUCAGAGCACAAAGCUGUUUUGGAGGUCGCUCGCCAAUACGACGGUGUAGGGCCUUGGCUUCGACGGCACGGACGAUUUUGCUGGGUUGACAAAAAUGAGGAAAAAGCACGCAUGUACCGCGCUACCGCGGAGCUUGACGACCAUGUACACGUUGCGGUACUCUAUCUGCAGAAUUCUCUCCCUGUCGAGUACGUGAAACUAGAAGAUGUUGUUCAAAGUUGCACCACCUCCUCAAGACACCUCAAUAAAAACAAUAAUAACCAAGCCACUGGCAUUCGGAAUCUCCUUGCCCAUGGAUUGACAGUUUCAAACGGUCGUGACGUCUCUUCAGCGCAUCCCACGGUUGGUUUGAUGGAACAGGGAAAAAUGAUGCAAGAAGACGUUCAUCUCUUCCUAAGCCGGCAUAAACAACACUUAAAAGUCAAACAAGAUGGGGGGGUGCUGUGGGUGGCAAGACGAUCUAUGUUUUUUCGGUCAUCCUCUUAG